CCAGGUGGGGCAGGCAGAAUGCUCCGGAGGGAUAAUUGGCAGGGCAGGUUUGGUCCUCCCAGUUCCGCUAAGACACAAAUUACUCAGCGGGCAGGCCUGUGGGUCGAGGCGCUUGGCUGGCGUCACCUGUAAUUACCUUAAUGGGGCAGGAGGGAGGUGCAGUGUGUAGUGGGCUGGGGGUAGCCCUGCUCUGCCACAUGCCUGCCAGGGGUGGGAUGGAGGCUCCAGGUUCCAGCCAGCUAAUUGCCAGCGAACCUUCCUGAAAUCCCACUGAAUCCCCUUUUCUCCACCAAGCCCUCACCUGGCCAUUCUUCUCUCUGCAGUCAGCCUGGGCUUCUAUCCGCCCCAGCCCUGCCCGGAGCCAGAGCCAUCAGUGGCUGAGCCCCCUUCUUGCCCCCUGGCUUUGGACAUGAGCCUUCGAGACUCCGGCUACAGCGUGGCCUCUGGACCCUGCGUGGUGGCCCAGCUGCCGUCUGAAGACAUGGGCCGCCUGGCAGACCCCCAGAGCAGAGACCACGGCUUCUUGCGCACCAAGAUGAAGGUGACGCUGGGGGACAGCCCCAGUGGAGACCUCUUCACCUGCCACAUCUGCCACAAGGCCUUCACCUACCAGCGCAUGCUGAAUCGCCACAUGAAGUGUCACAACGACGUCAAGAGGCACCUCUGCACCUACUGUGGGAAGGGUUUCAAUGACACCUUCGACCUGAAGAGACACGUCCGCACCCACACUGGCGUGAGGCCCUACAAAUGCAGCCUGUGUGACAAGGCCUUCACGCAGCGCUGCUCCCUGGAGUCUCAUCUCAAGAAGAUCCACGGCGUGCAGCAGAAGUACGCAUACAAGGAGCGGCGGGCCAAGCUGUACGUGUGCGAGGAGUGCGGCUGCACGUCCGAGAGCCAGGAGGGCCACAUCCUGCACCUGAAGGAGCACCACCCUGACAGCCCGCUGCUGCGCAAGACCUCCAAGAAGGUGGCCGUGGCCCUGCAGAACACCGUCAACUCCCUGCUGCAGAGCAACCACCACCUCUGAGGGCGCCGUCCGGCCCAGGAAGGGCCACCCCCCUGCGGCCUGGCCAGUCCGCCUCCUGCGGCCUCCUGCUGGGACACCGGUGAUCGGGACUGAAGCCCCAGGAUGUGUGCUCACUCGGCCCCGCGCUGACCUCUGCUCACGCCGGCCUUUUGUAUUUUGGGCGGAGGCUGAUCCAAGCCUGUGUUCUGGGCAGACGGGCAGACGUGGGGCAGGGCCAGGCCGGGACUGCCUUU
Molecule: messenger RNA, 1260 nt
Organism: Myotis davidii
Lineage: Eukaryota; Metazoa; Chordata; Mammalia; Chiroptera; Vespertilionidae
Gene: OVOL1
Product: ovo like zinc finger 1
Exons: 3
Coding region: 410-1027 (205 amino acids)
Biological process (GO): epidermal cell differentiation; regulation of transcription by RNA polymerase II
Cellular component (GO): nucleus
Molecular function (GO): DNA-binding transcription factor activity, RNA polymerase II-specific; RNA polymerase II cis-regulatory region sequence-specific DNA binding
Source: RefSeq, a predicted model, not a curated record